Molecule: messenger RNA, 486 nt
Organism: Pyrenophora tritici-repentis Pt-1C-BFP
Lineage: Eukaryota; Fungi; Ascomycota; Dothideomycetes; Pleosporales; Pleosporaceae
Source: RefSeq, a predicted model, not a curated record
AUGUACGAGCCCAGGAAACGCCUGAACGUAAGGCAGAAAGGCUCACUCGCUGGGAACCUGGACCAGUUCCGCAUAUUCAACUUGAUAGCCUUCCAGAGAGUCCAACAAUCUAUGAUCAAAAUGCGACAAGCAUGCGUUAAGAGGAAAAAAGCAGCCAAAAAUCUAUUGGCGAUGCAAGCAAAGGCUGAAACAACCCAGCGACUUGUGCAGGAGCGCGGUCGUUGGCUGUUCAGCAACGAGUGCCAGAAUCUUUCGGAGCUGAGUGAACCAGAACGACAAGCCCAGAUCUUCGCAGUACAGUCCCACAAGGCAUUGAUGGUCACCCAUCCAGGAGAGCAUCUGUAUCUAUGCCUGAUGCGGCUUCCCCGAGAGAUCCGCGAGAUAGUUUACGCAGCCAUGUUCGAAAGUCUUCCAGGAAACGUUGCGAUUAUCAAAGGUAUGCGGUAUCACGUCCACAGGCCAGGAUACGAGCCGGAAAACGACUGA